AUGAACCAUGCCGGCCAUGGAGGAGGAGGUGCUCCGAGCACUGGAGACGCUCCCAGCUACUUCUACAUGCAAAAGAUGUAUUGGGCAGUUGUGGGGAGCACCAUCGCGGUAGCUACUGUGGGCAAUGUCCUGAACAAGAUAAUAGCAGCUCAGAGACUGGCUGAUUCAGGCCCAACUCCGUCGAAACCAAAAUCUCUCUUCUUUACCAGCUAUGCCACCAUCACUGCCAUGACGAGAGAGCUUUCCAAUUACCCCCUUGGCCCCGUCAUUGUAGGCGGUACCAAACUGCAUUUGCCCCCUCUGGGGCCGGUAAUGCUAAUGCUCGCUAAUCUAAUUGUCGUGCUGGUCCUCUGCUCCUACAAAUUAAACUUGAUGGACCAAUGGAGCUGGGAGAAUGUGGGCUAUCGCACUGGAUUUGUCACUAUUUCACAGCUACCCCUCGUUAUCCUGCUCUCCAACAAAAUCAAUAUCAUCGGCCUCCUCAUCGGAUCGAGCUAUGAGAGACUAAAUUGGCUUCAUCGGUGGGUUGCAAGGACAAUGUGGCUCACCGCAACUAUCCAUAUGGGAUUCUGGUUCCGCUCAUGGGGCAGAUAUGAUUACAUUCUAGUAAAAUUGACCACGGAUCCAAUCACCCAACGGGGUUUCGCGUCAUGGUGUAUCUUGACCUUCAUAGUCUUGGUCUCCGUGGCACCCGUGCGGAAACUCAGUUACGAGAUCUUUGUAUUGGUGCAUCUUCUAACCUUUGCCGGCUUCCUUGCAGCUGUGUGGUAUCAUGCGCAGGACGAGGUGAAGGAAUGGGUGUGGAUACCUAUUGGGCUCGUCGUUUUUGGUCGACUCGCCAGACUUAGCGUGGUAUUAUAUUCUAACUUAUCAAUUUUCCAUGGGCUUCGGGGUGCAAAAAUCUCGCGGUCCCUUUGGGCUAACAAGGCCACUUUCACACCCUUGCCUGGAAAUGUUACGCGAAUUGUGGUGCCAAACCCAGUGAUAUCCUGGAAACCUGGACAACAUAUGUUCCUAUCAUGUCAUGGGCUGGUUCCGCUCCAAAGCCAUCCCUUUAGCAUUGCUUCGAUCCCCGCGGAUGAGAAACUAGAAUUCCUUGUGCGCGCGCAAAAUGGGGGCACCAAGAACUUUUUCAAGCAUGCUUCAAAGGAUCUUGACCUAUUGAGUGGAGGGGCUAGCCUCCAGAAUGCUAAGCUGGUGGGAGUUGAAGGCCCGUACGGAACGAUACGGCCGCUGCGACAAUUCGACAGCCUCGUGCUCUUUGCCGGGGGAAUAGGAGCCACGUUCACGAUGCCCCUGAUGCGUGACGUUUUAGAGGGCUGGAAAAGCGAAUGGUUCGGGAACAUACCACGGCGGGGAUCGUUUUUCCCGUCUCCCGACCGCGCAGUUACGAACCGGAUCCGCUUUAUCUGGGUAAUUAGAUCCCGAUCACUGCUCAGCUGGUUCUCCGAGCAAUUAGAGGCUGCGUUACAGGAUAUAGAUGCAUGCCGCCAGAGUAAUGCAGCUUUCAAAGGGGAGCUUGAGUUCAGCGUCUAUGUUACGUGCGAUGAGGAGAUGUCUUCAACGACAACAUCCCAACCGCAGCUGCUACAGCCAGCGCAACAGCAAUUUACCAACCGCACUCCUCAGGUAAAUGAAGGGGCCAAAGGAGAAAUAGAAGAGAAAACCAUUGAAACCCUUUCCAUCAACUCCACCUCGACAGCUGAGGAAUCUAGUCCACCAAAAAGACCGACCACCUGCCAGCCAGAUGGCGGAUGUUGUUGCACACGCAAGGUCACUGACGAAAAUUCCUCCCUCACUCCCUGUAACUGCUCAGGCCCAUCUUCACCUCCAACUCCUUUAACAACAUCCGAAGAACCAAGUAUCCAAGAAAAGCCAACCCCUACAUCAGUCCCAGCUCUAUCAAAUGAACCUCCAACCACCACCUCCAUCACCACGCAACGACCCAACGCCUACCCACGCCCCAAAUCAGAUGGCGACCCACGUAUCCGAAUCCUUUCUGGUCGGCCAGACUCGCGGGGCAUAAUCCGCAAAGUUCUCGAGUUGGCAGAAGGCGAGAGCGCUGUCGUCGUUUGCGGUCCACGUGGGCUUAAUGCUGAUGUCCGCAGGAGUGUCGUGUCACUAAGCGAUGAGAGAGCGGUCCACAAGGGCACAGGCGCUCAGGGGAUAUAUUUACACGUAGAAAGCUUUGAGUUCUAGUUCCUCCGUUUUCCUUCUUGGAUUUAUAUAUUUUGUGUUGAACCUUGGGAUGGCGCUGGCAUUUUGUUCCUCGAGAUUUGGUGGGUACACAGUAGUUCCGGAUAUUUUCUGCUAAUGUAAAUACGAUUUUGGCUCUCUUUCUUCUUUUUGUCCUCAUAGACACCAAUAUCCAUCUUUAGACU
This is a messenger RNA of Histoplasma capsulatum G186AR, 2381 nucleotides long. RefSeq names its product ferric reductase transmembrane component 3. Gene Ontology annotation, biological process: intracellular iron ion homeostasis; iron ion transport; copper ion import. The record is from RefSeq and is a predicted model, not a curated record. Bases 1 to 2199 code for a protein of 732 amino acids. Gene Ontology annotation, cellular component: plasma membrane. Lineage: Eukaryota; Fungi; Ascomycota; Eurotiomycetes; Onygenales; Ajellomycetaceae. Gene Ontology annotation, molecular function: ferric-chelate reductase activity. The transcript has 2 exons.